Messenger RNA from Arabis nemorensis, 816 nucleotides. The record is from the annotation of a GenBank genome assembly. Lineage: Eukaryota; Viridiplantae; Streptophyta; Magnoliopsida; Brassicales; Brassicaceae.
AUGGGUCGGGGAUGGGUCGGGGAUGGGUCGGGUCUCACUGGUUGGAGACGGUUCUCGAGAAAGGUGACUGUUUCCGGUGUUAUCACAGCCGGAUUUGAACUGAAGCCUCCUCCGUAUCCUCUUGAUGCUCUGGAGCCGCAUAUGAGCCGGGAGACUCUGGAUUAUCACUGGGGCAAGCAUCACAAAACCUACGUAGAGAACCUGAACAAGCAGAUCGUAGGCACAGAUCUAGAUGGAUUGUCACUGGAAGAGGUUGUGCUUCUUUCAUACAACAAAGGCAAUAUGCUUCCUGCAUUCAACAACGCCGCACAGGCAUGGAACCAUGAGUUCUUCUGGGAGUCUAUCAAACCUGAGGGUGGGGGAAAGCCAGCUGGGGAGCUCCUCAGACUGAUCGAGAGAGAUUUUGGGUCUUUCGAAGACUGUUUAGAAAGGUUCAAGUCAGCUGCAGCCUCUCAGUUUGGUUCGGGUUGGACAUGGCUUGCAUACAAGGCGAAUAGACUUGAUGUUGCAAAUGCCGUAAAUCCGCUCCCAAAGGAGGAAGACAAGAAGAUUGUAAUAGUAAAAACUCCGAAUGCAGUAAAUCCGCUCUUAUGGGAUUAUUCUCCACUUCUCACCAUUGAUACCUGGGAGCACGCUUACUAUCUGGAUUUUGAGGUACCGUCAAAGUGCCAAAUGAUUUUCACUAAAUUUGAAAGCAAUGGUUCUCAUCGUGUUGUGUUCUACGCAGAACCGAAGAGCUCAAUACAUAAACACAUACAUGGACAAGCUUGUGUCAUGGGAAACGGUAAGCUCAAGGCUAGAAUCCGCAAUGGCUAG